Magnolia sinica is the source of this 1840-nucleotide messenger RNA. Its product is annotated as probable protein phosphatase 2C 74. The record is from RefSeq and is a predicted model, not a curated record. The coding region runs from base 54 to 1385 and encodes 443 amino acids. The transcript has 6 exons. Gene Ontology annotation, biological process: protein dephosphorylation. Gene Ontology annotation, cellular component: nucleus; cytosol. Gene Ontology annotation, molecular function: protein serine/threonine phosphatase activity; cation binding. Lineage: Eukaryota; Viridiplantae; Streptophyta; Magnoliopsida; Magnoliales; Magnoliaceae.
CAUUAGUGUGGAAGUAUCUAAAAGCCAAUUUCAACAAAGCAAAGAAUUCAAAGAUGAUAGACAUGACUGAGUUUCCAUGGAAUCUCUCUCUUAUUUCUUUCCUUUUACGCUUUCCUCAAAUGCUUAGAAAGAUCAUCUCCAUGACUCUAAGCUCUAGUUCUCCUCUUCCUUCUUCAUCUCCUUCUUUACCAUGGAUGCAUCUUCAGUCCCCAGAUUCCGCUCUAAAGCAUUGUAUCUCUGCGUCUGAGAAAUGCCUGCAAGGGAAUUCACAUUCUAAGUGUCAAGUGCCAGUUCCGGAAGGUCUUGUUUUCGCAUCUGGGAAGUACCCAUUACAGAAUUUACGUUUCCAGCCGCAAGAUUUAACAACGAAAGCCACCAUCUUUGAUAUUGAGGAAAACCCACAAGAGAAUUCGCACUUUCGGCGGCAGAAUUUCAUUGAUAAAGACAUAAAAGGAUUGAAUUCUAUGGGCACAUGCAAAGGAGGAGAAGUUAAAGUGUCGAGCAAUGCACGGAAAAGGCCGGCUAGAAUCAUCAUACCGCAAUGUCAACCAGAUUUUAUUUUCGAUCAAGUGGGAUUGGAUUUGGCAGAGAAGGAAUGUCUGGUUGAAGGGAAAGAUUAUUAUGUUGCAAGUAAGAGAGGAAGAAGAAUGGUGAUGGAAGAUGGCUAUGAAGUCAUAACCAAUAUUCAUGGAGACUCUAAGCAGGCAUAUUUUGGUGUGUUUGAUGGUCACGGAGGCCGUGCUGCCGUAGACUAUGUUACUGAAAAGCUGGGAAAAAACAUUAUAGCAGCUCUUGGAGAGACUGAGAGGGGAGACAGCCAGCUCGAGGAAGCAAUUAGGGCAGGCUACCUUACUACAGACAAGAAUUUUCUUAGUAAGGCACUAGGCAGUGGGGCUUGUGUAGCUACUGUGAUUUUGAAGGAUGGGGAGCUAAAUGUAGCAAAUGUGGGUGAUUGUAGAGUGAUUUUGAGUAGGAAGGGCAUAGCUGAAGCCCUAACGAACGACCACAGUGCCGGAAGAGAAGAUGAACGGCUGCGAAUCGAAAGAACGGGAGGGUAUGUGGCAUGUUGCAAGGGAGUAUGGAGAGUUCAAGGCUCACUGGCAGUUUCGAGAGCGAUCGGCGACAUGCAUAUGAAAGAAUGGAUAAUUUCGGAACCGGAAACUAAUAAGAUUCGAUUAACAUCCGAUUGCGAGUUUUUAAUUAUGGCUUCUGAUGGGUUAUGGGAGAAGGUCACUAAUCAAGAGGCUGUUGAUGUGGUCUUGAGAAACAAGAACUCCAUUGAAUCAUGCAAGAAGCUUGUGGAUCUUUCUUGGGGUAGAGGCAGUGAGGAUGAUAUAACAGUGAUUGUGGUCCACCUACAACAUUUCACACAUAUGGGUGGUUGAAUGUUACAGUUCAAACAUGAGUUUUUACUAGGGUGGCCCCUUCUGCCCUUCCAAAUGGCAAUCUAGGCUGUUCAUUAAGUAGGCCCCAUUGUGGAUGACCCACAUUGCAAAAUCCACUGACUCGCGAUUGUUCUUGUUCUUACAUAUGUUGAGAUCUGUGCCUUAAUUUGUUGUAGCUUACCUUGCUAUGUAUGGUAAGGAUCUUUGAUCAGUGAUGUUUUUUUUUUGCAUUAUGGCCUAUCUAUAGUGAGACUUUGUAGAUGAACGGCUCGGAUUGUGUAAAGAGAUGACACGCCUUUGAUAAAAGGGUUAGGAGAUCUAAAUCAUGGGGCAGUGGUAGAAGAAAGCUGGUGCAUUUUGGACAAGGAUGCAAUUAAAAGGUUCCAACAACAAGUAAAAUUUUAUUUCAUAGCAUGUAUAUUUUUAUUUAAUGAAAAACCCUUUAUUUAGCUUGA